AUGUCUCGAAAAGCCUUUGAACUCCAAGAGCUGUUUGAAUCGGCGGUUGCGAAAUUGAUUCACACGAACUGCAUUGCAACACUGGUCAUGAAAUCGAUGCUGAUGAAGCUCGUGUACUCAUUGAUAAAAUUGAAAGAACACAUUGGUCCCUCAUUGACACCUACAGAAAUCUUCUCGUUGCCAUUGAUGCUGAAGCAAGAGUGA
Messenger RNA from Clunio marinus, 204 nucleotides. The record is from the annotation of a GenBank genome assembly. NCBI's taxonomy places the organism in Eukaryota, Metazoa, Arthropoda, Insecta, Diptera, Chironomidae.